AGCUCUCAUGGGACUCCGGCUUUACUCAUCCCUGCUGCUUCUCCUCCUGCUAUCCUCUCACGGCCUGCACGCUGCCGAAGGUAGAGCGCUGCAUUUCCAGGCCAAGGAUCCGCCAAAGAUUGGCAAGGGCGUGGCGGUGGCGGAGUCGCUGAUCGGGUCGAGGCCGCCGCGGUGCGAGGGCAAGUGCGCGCCGUGCGGGCGGUGCGAGGCGGUGCAGGUGCCCGUCGCGCCGCGGGUCGACGGCGGCAGGGGCGAGGCCGCGCCCGGCCGUGCCCGCACGUUCGGCAGGGCCGCCGGCGGCGGCGACAGGGUCCAGGAGAGCUACACCGACUACAAGCCCCUCAACUGGAAGUGCCGGUGCGCGGAUCGGCGGGCCCUGGAUCCGUGA
Messenger RNA from Panicum hallii, 388 nucleotides. Its product is annotated as EPIDERMAL PATTERNING FACTOR-like protein 2. Bases 8 to 388 code for a protein of 126 amino acids. NCBI's taxonomy places the organism in Eukaryota, Viridiplantae, Streptophyta, Magnoliopsida, Poales, Poaceae. The transcript is spliced from 3 exons. The record is from RefSeq and is a predicted model, not a curated record. Gene Ontology annotation, biological process: stomatal complex development; guard cell differentiation.